CUUAUGUCCCGCAGAGGAACAUGCAGUCGGCCUCGAUGGCGUGGAACAGUUUCAUCCCGCUGCCGCCGCCCGGUAGCAGGAGCCACGCGGGGCACGCCGGGUUGCCGGCCCACGGGGGUCACCACCACGCGGGGCCGGGGGCCGCGGCCCACCCGGUGACCGUGGCCCAGCAGCAGCAGCGCGAGCGGGAGGAGCGGGAGGCGCGGGAGCGGGAGAGGGACGCCGCCGCGAGGGAGCGCGAGCGAGAGCAGCGAGAGCGGGAGAGAGAGCACCUCGCGGCGGCGGAGCGACUGCACCGACAGGCCGAGGCGAGGGACCACGCGGUGGCCCAGCAGCGGGCCGCCUACUACGCGGCGACGGCCCCACCCACUGCCCAGCAGGUGUCGCGACCGUCCAGCGUGCCGGGGAAGGUGGAGUACCCGCCCCCGCCGGCGCACUCGAGAACGUCGAAGUCGUCCCUGGCGGUGAGCGGGCACCACGAGAAGUCGGCGUCGUCGGUGGUGGGUCCGCAGCACAGUAGCCUGCCGAAAGCCGAGCCGAACGUGAGCCUGUUCAGCUACUCGACGUACCAGCCGCAGCCCUCGUACAUGCACGACAUCAAGGUGAAGGGGGAUCUGCAGCACAAGCAGCAGCAGCAGCUGUCCAACAAGAGCAUGUCGAGCCUCGAGAGGGACCACCACGGCCGGGACAUGCUGUCGAGCGCGCCCUCGUCGAUGAUGUCGGACCACAAGAGCUCGGUGAUCGUGAAGAACGAGGGCAGGGACCUGCCGAAGGCCCCGCCGGCGCCCCACUCCUCCAGUCCAAAGAUGAUACCCUACCUGAACGUCCAGUCGGUGGCGGCGCCGCCGCCGCCCCAGCACAAGCCCCCCGCGGCCUACGAGUACCGGAGUCCUACGCAGAGUCCGCACCACCUGCACCACCUGGACGGGCUGCAGGCCGCGAAGGGUCUCCCGCAGGGCCACCACCGACCGACGGGGGGCCAGCUGCCGACGAGUCACGGGCACCCGACGCAUCCGCACAACCGACAGUCGCCGCAUCCGCAGCAUCCGCACCAGCCGCCCCACCCGGCGCCCGCGGAGUCGCGCUAUCUGAGCCGGUCUGAGCCCGGGCUGCCCUACGCCACCCCCAAGUCCUCGUACCCCUACCCUCACCCCCCGACUGCCUCGCCCACCGCCCACUACACCACCCCGAGUCCGGGGUCCAAGCCGAAGGUGAGCAGUCCGGCGCCGCCGCACAUAUACGGGAAGCCCAACAGCGGCAUCAUGACCGGGACCCCGGUGUGCCGGGCGUCCGAGCCCGCGGUCGCGGCGCCCCUGCCCCUGACCUCGAAGGCCGGGAGCUCGCCUUAUCAGCAAGUGCCUCACCACCACGGGGCGCCACCUCCGCCGCUGCCGCCGCCCGCCCACAGCAGCAGGUCGGUCUACGACUCGCGCGGCUUCGCGGGGGCGCUGCCCCAGUCGAAGCUGCCCCCGCCGCCCCUGCACGGCUCGCCGCCGACCGCGGCCUCGGCGCCAAUGCCUCUCUCCAGGGCGGGCGCCCACCCCGCCCACCACCCGGGCUCCCACCAGGCCCAGCAGCAGCAGGUCCACCACUCCCAGUGCGCGCCCGCCGCCGCCACCUUCCAGACCCAGCCGCUCGACCUCGGCGUGGAGAGGUCGGGCUCGCCCAAGAGGAAGGCCCCGACGCCCACCGACGCCGGGGGCCAGCCCGUUGCUCUGGAGGUCUGCAAGAGGCGCCGCACCGAGGAGCCCCAGCCGCUCUCGCUGCAGUGCGUGGGCCCGCCCAUGCUCUCCAGGGUCAGCGAGCCCAGUCCCCUCAUCGCCUCGGCCGCCACCUCCAUCACCACCGUGGUCAACACCGCCCUCCUGGUCGGCCAGCCUGGGCAGGCCCAGGACCGGCUCCUGGCCACCCCGGUUAGCCCCGCACCCCGCACCGCCAGCGGCGACGGCUCUCUCAGGCCCGCCUCCACCGGCAGCGUCGGCUCCGUCAACGCCAACCCCGCCGCCCCCAGUCCUGCUCCCGCGCCCGCUCCCAGUCCCGCUCCCUCCGUCGCCCCCAGCCCUGCUCCCAGCGCCCCCGGCACCCCCGCCAAGGCCAACUCCGCGGCUGCGGACAGCGAGAAGUCCAACAGCCCCGCUCCUAGGCCCCCCAGCACCACCAGCUAUCCCGUUCACAAGCUGAAGAAGGCCUGGCUCCAGAGGCACUCCGGGGAGGACGGCACCGAGGACACCACCGGCGUCGUCGGAAGCGGGUCCUGCGUCACCCUGCCCCUUAAUAUCGCCCAGGCGCCCUCGCAGCCCAUCGCCAAGGAGCGCGAGAACGCCACCGUGCCCAGCACCGUCAACUCCAUUCAUAAUAUCGGCAGCAUGGCCGUCAAUAGUAUUAUCAAGAGCAAGGUCACCGCGAAGAGCGGCAGGAAACCUGUGACCAAGGAGGCCCUCAAUGGGCAUGCGACCGAUAACAAAAGUCUCCAGGAGGACUCGUCCAGCAGCGACCCCGAGAGGAAGUCGCCGCCUAAGAGGAAACCGCCCAAGGUAAAACGAAAGAAGGGCGCCGCAAGAAGGCAGCAGAUCGCCACGGAAGAUCAUCGGCGGCGAAAGGAAGAUAAACAAGGUGGAGGCCCUGGUCCAGGCAGCGAAUCCAGCAACGAGAGCGAAGCUGGAUCGGCUAGCGACGCCAGCGAGCAAUUAGGCUCUGUCCAGCCUGCCUCGAGAGCUCGACAUUCCACCGCCAAUUCCAACAAUACCUCGGGAAACGGGAACAACAAAGAGCCCAGAAAACGAGGAAGAAGACCAAAAACCUCAAAGGGCAAUGAAGUAGGAAGCGAAGAUCAGCAACCACGGCAGAAAAAGGAACGCAGAGAAGAGAGCACCAGCGGAAGUGGCAGUGGUCCAGGUGGAGGAGGUGGAGGAUUCCUCCGGAAGCCUCCUAUCAGUCAGCUAAAAAAAACUGGAGAGAGCUGGUUACAGGAUGGUGCAUGCUUCGAAGUUGCUCCUAAGUUGGCCAAGUGUCGAGAGUGCAGAUGGACCCCGCACCAACGUUCCAAGAACCUGACUCAAAACAUCUUCUGCAGGUUUUAUGCCUUUCGCAGGCUGAGAUAUACCAAGAAUGGACAGCUGGCCAUUGCAGGAUUCAGCGACCCGCACAAAGACGCUUCUGAACACAGCGAUGCAACGUUGCAGGAAGAUCUAAGGCUAUGGCUACCAGGAAGGGAUAGUUCCGAGUGCAAGGACGAGAAAUCCGAUAAGAAUGAUAAGGACAGAUGCAACAGGGAAGAUCUUGACUUGGAAAUGGCUCACCGACUCUUACGUCAAGUUGGUGACCAGUUCUGCGAUUUGCUUCACCAGGAGAAAAACGCACUUCAAGAACACAUGGCUGAAGCGUCUUCGGGGGUUGUAGACGGAACCAUUGCGUGGAAACGAGUCGUCCAGGGUGUCCGGGAGAUGUGCGACGUCUGCGAGACAACCCUCUUCAAUUAUCACUGGGCCUGUGCAAAAUGCGGCUUCGUCGUGUGCAUCGACUGUUACAAGGGUCGCAAAAACGGAACGAUAAAGAUCUGGGGCGAGAGCGGAAAGGACAGGGACGACUUCUCGUGGCUUUUGUGCACGAAUCGACAAGCCCACGAGCCGGAGAGACUUAUGCUGACUCAAAUCAUAGCUGGUGAUAGCCUUCUCCGUCUGGGCCAGCGAUUACACGAAUGCCGCUCGGAGUGGGGGAUUCCCCAGCACUGCGCGUGUUCCCUGGCUACGCCAUCGGCAGCUAACGAGGUCCUACGUAACAUGAUAAAAGGCGACUCGAUAACGGUGCUCAACGGGAACGUGAAACUCGAGCCUAAAGACGAGAAGAAGGAGAGCGAGGCGAACGGAUCGUCCGAGACGAAGGCCAACGGCGAGGACAAGAACUCCCCGCUCAACUGGCUGGCGGAUGUGGCUCUGCAGAAUCAGGAGAAGAACGACAGUGGCUCCAGCUCGGACUCCGACGAGGACCGGGAUGGCAACUACUCGACCCUCAGGGAGCUUCUCAUCAGGCCUUCCCAUAAGUCCAACGGCAGCGGUUCCCGGUCGAAUUCCCCGACGAACGCGUCGGGCAACUCCAACGCCACCGGCGGGACCGCCACCCAGAACAACGUCACCAAGGGUGGCAAGAAGUCCAAGAUGGACACGCUGGACGAGGUGAUAUCCAGCGUUAUCGAGCACAGCGUCAAGAAGGAGAGAGAGAGUGGACUGGACGGGGACGAGAAACCUAGGGAGCUGAAGCACUUCGUCAGGAGGUACAAGUGGACGCAACGAGGGCGAGAACCACUUCCAAUCAGGAUCAUGACCCUGACGGAGAGCAAGAGUUUGUACCCUGAUGUGCCGCACUCCUGGCUGUGCGAUGGGAAGCUACUCAGGCUUAAUGACCCGAACAAUCCCAACAACUACAGGAUCUUCCAGGAUCAGUGGAAGCGGGGACAGCCGGUCAUCGUCUCCGAUGUCUCCAAGUCGCUUGAUAUGGAACUCUGGCAUCCGGACUCCUUCGCCAGGGACUUCGGCGAUGAGAAGAACGACCUUAUCAAUUGUAUGACCGGGAACCUCGUGCCCAACCAACCCAUGCGGAAAUUCUGGGAGGGAUUCGAGCACUUCUCGAAGAGGCUCAAGGACGAGCGGGGUAACCCGAUGUUGUUGAAGCUCAAGGACUGGCCUCCUGGCGACGACUUUGCCGAAUUGUUGCCGUCUAGGUUCGCGGACUUGAUGAAGGUUUUACCGCUGUCCGAGUACACCCAUCGUAAUGGUAGGUUGAACCUGGCGAGUCGCUUGCCGGACUGCUUUGUCAGGCCGGAUCUAGGGCCUAAGAUGUACAAUGCCUAUGGGUCGGCUCUCCAUCCUAACAAGGGUACGACCAAUCUCCAUCUUGAUAUUUCGGAUGCCGUCAACGUCAUGGUCUACGUCGGCAUCCCGAAGGACGGCGAUAACGACGAACAUGUUAAAGAAGCAUUGCGGGCGAUAGAUGAAGCAGGCUGUGAUAUCCUUACCCGUCGACGAGUUCGCGAACGCGGCGAGGCACCUGGGGCACUUUGGCACAUUUAUGCUGCCCGGGACGCCGACAAGAUCCGCGACCUCCUCAAUGCAGUCGCCCUGGAACGAGGUGCUCGCCUCGAGCCACAUCACGAUCCGAUUCACGAUCAGAGCUGUUAUCUCGACGGGCCGUUAAGGGAGCGACUCUAUCGCGAAUACGGCGUCGAAGGGUACGCGAUAGUGCAGUGCCUGGGAGACGCGGUGUUCGUCCCGGCAGGUGCGCCCCACCAGGUGCGCAACCUGCACAAUUGCAUCAAGGUAGCGGAGGACUUCGUCUCGCCGGAGAACGUCUCCCACUGUUUCCACCUGACGCAGGAGUUCCGCGCCCUGUCGGACACGCACACGAACCACGAGGACAAGCUCCAGAUCAAGAACAUCAUCUACCACGCGGUGAAGGACUCGCUGACGGUCCUGGCGAGCGCCAAGGACGAGACCCUCUCCAAGGCGAAGGCCAACAGCGAGGUCAAGGCCAAGGAGGAGACGUAGCGGUGGGCCCCUCGACGCGAUCGCAAGAUCUCCCGAUUAACGAUUGACUGAGUCUCGCCCCGUGGCCGAGGCGAGCACACGGAUACCUCAGGGUGGGCCUCUCGGUGCUCCCGGAUGACGUCCCGCGGGAGUCCUCGCGGAGACCACCCGGGAUAUGAGGGAUCGCUUCUGCGUACGACGCCGACCCGCGCCGGUGUUUGUUGUGAUAUUUGAAACGAGUAGCUCUCGAGAGAGUUUGCGUUUUCCUUUGUCCCCGAUUGGCUGAGCCAACGGGCUCUAGCUGUUGCGUCAUCCUUUGAGUUCCCUUGAUAUCUCUCCGCGGUCUUAGGUUUCUCCUCCGAUUAGAGAUGUGACCAGUCGGAUACUUUAACAACUCGAGUUACUCGAAUUCAAAAGCGUUGUUCACAUGCAUUCUACACGGCGAGGAGAGUCAAAUGACUCGAUUAACGGCGACUCGAGUCGGAGUGAAGUAACGAGUCUAGAUUACUUCAUCGACUCGAGUCACUCGACAUUGUCAAAUCGUGUCAGUGGCGAGGUGGAGAGGAAAACAAUUCCAAUGACUUUUACUCAAAUGGACACAAGGCGUGAUUUGUACUUCGGUACGAGUAACUCCCUCUCGCGCUUACCCUCGUAACUCGCAUUCAUUUGGACCUAUGACUCGAGUUGACUCGAAUACAUGCUUGACUCCAGUUUAACCAGUUAAAGUACUCGACUCGUCACAUAAUUAUUCCCCCCGAUUCUUACGCCUUUUUCUAUUUUUCCCCCCCCGCGAUGCACUUCGUCCCGAGGAUGGUCUCGCGGUAGGAGCCGGACAUGAAGUCUGCGCCGUGAUUUUGGUUUACCGAUCCGUGGACCCCGCGUCCAUUUACUAUUGUGAUACCAGGAUGGACUCUUCGGCUCAUGCGAUUCUUUGUAAUUAAUUAUAUCGUGCCUGUAUCCGAUACACACACACACACUGUCUGUACUAUGUAAAUGUAGAUAAUCGAUAUGCUAAUUGUAAACAAAUUCCUAAUGGCGGUUGCGAGGAUUGCGCGGGCAGGCUCGGUGGAGGAAUGAGGGUAGGCUUUUCUUUUUCUUUUUUUACCCCACGUUUUUUCUUUAGAGAGAUACCUUUGUGCAAUUAGGCUUCGGUGGGAAAAGGGAUAUAUCUUGGACGCGCUUUCCAUCGCGGAUGUCGAGUUUUCGUCGCGAUUCCUCCGCUUAGGGGAGUAGAGAUAGACCUGGGGGGAACUUUGGCUCGUUAGGCGUUUUUACGAUUUUUUAUGUAACCGUAGGCGAUUUUGCACGCGUACCACUGCCUCAUGGCCCGAUUGACGAGUGUCAUGGCGACGUUUCCGUCAAUCUGGGAGCUGUUUUUCCUACGGUCGAGGCUUUGCGUUUCAUUGCCGUGGGGAAUCCUUGUGCUCAAUGCGAAUUACCGCUUCUUUCGUUUACUUGUUUCCACGAUUUCUGCCCGUGACAUCUAUCCCGGGAAAACCGGCGUCUGUACGGACCACUUAUCUGUAUACUAACUGGAUAGUUGAUAUCUAUUUGCAGGGUUGAGUAAGUAAAAUACCCCAGGUAGUUUACGUCGUUCUUUGCGGUAAAUUACUAGGUAUUUUACUCUAGUUUAAUACGUCAUGUAAAUUACCUGAAUAUGGGUCUUUAUCUUUCUGGAUUUCCUGUUCCCGUUUCUAACGGUCAUAUGACCUGAUAUUCAUUGUUACGAAUGUAUGGAAAACUAGAAUGUCGAAGCCUAGAUCCUUUUUAAUGGUUUACUCCUACUUGCCAUUGUUCUUUAUUACUUAUUUCUUCUUGACGCGUCACUACCCAACCCUGCCCAUUUGUUCUAUACGGAGAGGACUUCGAUGAAUUUAAGGCACACUAGCGCCACUACAUAUGGGCAGC
This is a messenger RNA of Orussus abietinus, 7427 nucleotides long. It is a transcript of the gene Kdm3, whose product is annotated as lysine-specific demethylase 3A. The record is from RefSeq and is a predicted model, not a curated record. Gene Ontology annotation, molecular function: transcription coregulator activity; chromatin DNA binding; histone H3K9 demethylase activity. Gene Ontology annotation, biological process: regulation of transcription by RNA polymerase II. The transcript is spliced from 9 exons. Bases 21 to 5540 code for a protein of 1839 amino acids. Gene Ontology annotation, cellular component: histone deacetylase complex; chromatin. NCBI's taxonomy places the organism in Eukaryota, Metazoa, Arthropoda, Insecta, Hymenoptera, Orussidae.